AUGAGGGCGAGGCAAGCCCACGGAAAAAUCACACCUCCAGAGGGUGCAGAGCUUGCUUCGAUAAAGCUUAAUGGCAAAGACAAAACAGAGGUCGCAGUCUUCAUCUCCGACAAAGUCAAGAAGAUGCGAGUUGAGCACGCGUUUAUCAUCGUCCAUGGAAAACUUCGAGAUGGAGAUUACUAUUGGGAGACGAUGAACAAGGUCGUGAAACGUGCAAAGGAAGCGAACUACCCUGGAUCGAAUCGCGAAAGUGUUAUUAUCGCCCCUCAAUUAUUCUCGACUGUCUUCAACUCGGGCCAAUACACGUCACGCCAACUUGCUUGGGGAGAUCUGAACGCGUGGCAAGCCGGUAGUGUGGCGACACAUCCCUCCGGUACAAACUUUUCGUCGAUGGAUGCACUGGAUGCGUUGGUCGGGGAUAUAUCAGACAGAUCAAAGUACCCCAGCCUGAUAAAUGUCACCAUUGUUGGCCAUGGUGGUGGUGGACAGCUUGUACAGAGGUACGCAGCUGUUGGCAAGGACCCUCCCGCUCACAUCUCCGUCCGCUACAUUCACGGCGAUGCUUCAUCCUGCGCAUACUUUACCACAGAUCGACCAAUCAUGGAAGACGAAGGCGCUGCGCCAGGCGCCUGCGAGUUCUACAAUACUUGGCGUUACGGAUUUGAUCAGUUCCCCGGGACAAUCGACGGUCGAAAAUCACCCAAGGAAUAUUUUAAGCAGUACAUCACCCGGGAUGUUAUAUCAAUUGUUGGAUACCGUGAUGUGAAAAGCAACGGCGAUACAUCCUGCAUGGCAACAGCUCAGGGAGGAACUAAGAGGCGAGAUCGUAAUCUGGUUUGGUACAGGUACAUCAACACACUUGCCCGGACGAGUGAGAACUUGGAUGGAUUUCCUGGAAGGUUCGGCGUCCUCCCAGAUUGGAGUUCGGUUUCAAACGGCUCUGUCAGUUUGCGAUUGAGUGUGGUUGAGGAUGCUGACCAUGAUGUGGCUGAGGUUCUGCAAAGUAAGAACGGUCUAUCAGCACUAUUCAGUGACGGAGAGGUAUAUGCUGGCUGGAGGCCAGAGGCUUAG
Fusarium keratoplasticum is the source of this 1071-nucleotide messenger RNA. RefSeq lists its product as uncharacterized. The record is from RefSeq and is a predicted model, not a curated record. The coding region runs from base 1 to 1071 and encodes 356 amino acids. The transcript has 2 exons. NCBI's taxonomy places the organism in Eukaryota, Fungi, Ascomycota, Sordariomycetes, Hypocreales, Nectriaceae.